Molecule: messenger RNA, 382 nt
Organism: Aspergillus sclerotioniger CBS 115572
Lineage: Eukaryota; Fungi; Ascomycota; Eurotiomycetes; Eurotiales; Aspergillaceae
Exons: 1
Coding region: 115-270 (51 amino acids)
Source: RefSeq, a predicted model, not a curated record
CACUGCCAGUACAUACGGCGUAGCUUCUCUGCAUUGGUGUCCCAGCAGCCUUGCAAUAUCGAAUGAGAGGGAGGCAGCCUAGCCUGGUAGCCAUUCAGCUGAAGGUCAAUAUGGAUGGCCCCCAAUCUCCCAGAACGUGCCAUGGACUUGUCUACAAGUGAACCAGAAACCAAACCUGAGGUACCAAACAUUCUUAUUCACUGGUUAGCCAGGUACCCCGAGCGACGUUUUUGUUACGUCGAUCCUCCUACCUGGCAACAUGCGUCCUGACUGUGCCACAAAGCUGACUGUGUGCCGGGCCGAGGUUUUUGAAGGCAAGGCUGUCACUCCAACAGACCGACCGCAAGAAGGUAUAAAUCUAACUGCUCACGCGUGUCAGCCC